Molecule: messenger RNA, 732 nt
Organism: Rotaria sp. Silwood2
Lineage: Eukaryota; Metazoa; Rotifera; Eurotatoria; Philodinida; Philodinidae
Source: the annotation of a GenBank genome assembly
AUGUCCGUCAAUGAAAAAGAAGAACAAAAAGUAAUUACAAAUCCAAGUCUAGGCAGUCAUUUAACUGAUGAAGAUCUAUGUCGAAUCAAAGAUUUUCAAGUCGGAGAUUUACCAAAAAAUUCGAGUUAUGUUCGUCCUUUUCGAGCCAUGUUUAUUGAUGAACGCAAUAAUAAUCCUGUAAAACGACUGUGGGAUGCUAUUGAUGCUCAUAAUUCAGUUGUUAUCAUUGUUUACAAUCGAUCAACUGAUACUCUUGUUUUCGUUCGUCAAUUUCGUCCUGCUGUUCAUGUUAUGAUCAGUAAAGCAGAACAAAAUGCUUCAUCUAUAACUGAUAUUGAUUUUGCAAAACAGGAUCCUAAAUCUGCUGUUACUUAUGAAUUUUGUGCUGGGAUUAUUGAUAAAAAACAUUUAUCCAAUAAAGAACAUGCACAUGUUGAAUUACUUGAAGAAUGCGGUUAUUCAGUUGAUAUCAAUUCAAUUGAAUCAGUGGCAAAAUAUCGAUCAGGUGUUGGUACAGCUGGAGCACUUCAAGAACUUUUUUAUGUUGAAGUAACAAAUGAAAUGAAAACAAAUACAGGUGGCGGAAAUUUAUCCGAACAAGAAUUUAUCGCCAUACACGAAAUUCCCAUUGAUGAACUUUAUCAAUUCUUAUUCGAUGAAACUAAAGCUAAAGAAGCAUCAUUAAUGUUUGGUGUGAUGUGGUUUUUACAUAAAAAAGGACGAUUACCAUAA